Messenger RNA from Ceratosolen solmsi marchali, 2032 nucleotides. RefSeq names its product Resistant to dieldrin (gene Rdl). Gene Ontology annotation, biological process: monoatomic ion transmembrane transport. NCBI's taxonomy places the organism in Eukaryota, Metazoa, Arthropoda, Insecta, Hymenoptera, Agaonidae. Gene Ontology annotation, cellular component: membrane. Bases 76 to 1593 code for a protein of 505 amino acids. The record is from RefSeq and is a predicted model, not a curated record. The transcript has 11 exons. Gene Ontology annotation, molecular function: GABA-A receptor activity; extracellular ligand-gated monoatomic ion channel activity.
AGAAUCAGAGUCCCACAGCUGCAGUGAACUCACUUCGAGUCCUGCAGCGGCUCCUAGCCUUUGUCAGCCGACGAGAUGAGAUCCUCGUGCGCGAUGUCCUGGAGCUUCACCUUCCUCGCGGCCACCGCCGUCUUCAUGCCAGCCACGAAUCGCAUGACCUUCGCACACGCGGCAGACGGUGGUGGAAGCAUGCUAGGUGACGUCAACAUAUCGGCAAUCCUAGACUCCUUUUCAGUCAGCUACGAUAAAAGAGUAAGGCCGAACUACGGAGGUCCUCCCGUCGAGGUGGGCGUCACCAUGUACGUCUUGAGUAUCAGCUCCUUAUCAGAAGUCAAAAUGGACUUCACCCUGGAUUUUUACUUUCGACAAUUUUGGACGGAUCCUCGGCUGGCAUUCAAGAAGCGACCUGGCGUCGAGAUACUCAGCGUUGGCUCGGAGUUCAUCAAGAACAUCUGGGUGCCGGACACGUUCUUCGUCAACGAGAAGCAAUCGUACUUCCACGUCGCCACCACGAGCAACGAGUUCAUUCGCAUACAUCAUAGCGGCAGUAUAACGCGAAGUAUACGAUUAACAAUCACAGCAUCAUGUCCGAUGAAUCUUCAAUAUUUCCCUAUGGAUCGACAAUUAUGUAAUAUCGAAAUCGAGAGUUUCGGCUACACCAUGAGAGACAUCCGCUACAAAUGGAACGAGGGCCUGACCAGCGUCGGCGUAAGCAACGACGUCAGUCUCCCGCAAUUCAAGGUCCUUGGCCAUCGGCAGCGUGCCAUGGAGAUUAGUCUGACCACUGGUAAUUAUUCGCGCUUGGCCUGUGAGAUCCAGUUCGUACGCUCGAUGGGCUACUACCUGAUUCAAAUCUACAUUCCAUCGGGCCUGAUCGUCAUAAUCUCGUGGGUGAGCUUUUGGCUAAACCGAAAUGCAACCCCCGCUCGGGUCGCCCUCGGAGUAACCACUGUGCUCACCAUGACGACCCUUAUGUCCUCGACUAAUGCCGCGCUUCCCAAGAUCUCGUAUGUAAAGUCCAUCGACGUAUACCUGGGCACCUGUUUCGUCAUGGUCUUUGCUUCACUGCUUGAAUAUGCAACGGUGGGUUACAUGGCAAAAAGAAUCCAAAUGAGAAAAAACCGCUUCGCAAAAAUAGCGGAGAGCAUGAAAGCGGCGAGGGAGAAUCCGGGACCACCAGGUGUACCCGGCGAUCAUGGAGAUCACGCGCCAAAGCAAACCUGGUCCCGUGUUGUCCAGGAGGUGCGUUUCAAGGUCCACGACCCCAAGGCACAUAGCAAAGGCGGUACCCUGGAAAACACUAUAAACGGUCGAGCGGAUGAAGAAGCGCCUCCGGCACCUCAACAUCUCAUCCAUCCCGGCAAAGAUAUAAGCAAACUGUAUGCUCAAGAGGAUGCCCAUUCUGCACUUCAGUCUUUUCCAAAGCCAACAAAACAUACUAUACUGGGUAUAACACCAUCGGAUAUCGACAAGUACUCUCGCAUCGUCUUUCCGGUCUGCUUCGUUUGCUUCAACCUCAUGUACUGGAUCAUUUAUUUGCACAUUAGCGACGUUGUUGCUGACGAUCUCGUACUGCUCGAGGAGGCUAAAUAAGGAGUUAAGAAGGCGUUUCAGCGACGACUUGCACGACGUCGGCCGCGCCAAUCGUAUGAACGCGACUCAAGAAAAGAGAUUGCUUUUACUUCGGGAGGCCAAAACAGCCAAAUUUGGAGAAACAGAGAGGAAAGGGCGACGACUGAAGCGGUGCGAUGAAUGUGAAAGAGGUACAAGAGAAACCGUCGAUAACGCGACUUUUGUCGAGCGAGGAAUAUAUCCGCCGACUUUUUCCAUCAUCGCCCACGGCUGAGGAACGAGGAGGAAAAAAAAUGCCCGAGAGCCCGCAUCAAAGACUGAAAAGUGCAUCGAGGCGGUGAAAAUGACAAAGCACACGGAAAACAGAGCUCCGCCUAUUUCAAGAAAUAAAAAUGAAGACAAAGAUGAGAGGAGAAAAUAUGAAGAUGAAGAUGGUUUACCGAUGAAGCAAAAUCCAAAU